AUGGAUUCCAAGGAAUUUACCCUGGAAUAUAUACAACACACAUUAAAUUCCACAAAUGAAGAUGAAAACUUUGCCAUAGCUCCGCAUGCUGCCUAUGAGCUAUACCAAGAUCUCUUUGAAUCUACAUCGAUUUAUGGUUUCCGCCCACAAACACAAAUGGAGGAGGAUCCCCAUUUACCCAAGGCCAUACUCAAAGAUGAAUAUCGUAAUGAAAGUUAUGUCGAACAAAAUAUCACCAUGAAAGCACGUUGGACAUUUAAUUUCCAAACACGUGAUACGAGUAAACGACCUUUUCAUCAGCUAGAUUCCGGGGAUCGUACAUAUUUAGUGGAUAAUUUACGGAAGGAUGAUGUUUUUCGUUAUGCUUUUGUUGAGGAGUUGAAUGCCAGUGUUUUGGAGCUGCCAUUACAUUUACAUGAAAUAAAGUUGUUGAUUAUUUUGCCCGAAGAAGAAAACGGUUUGGAAGAGUUAAAAGAUCAACUGGUUGAGAAUAUGGAUAUGGUGGAUUAUAUUAGUAAAACUCAGUUCGCUAUGACAUUGGUGCGGGUGAUGUUGCCGAAAUUCUCUUUGGAGGAUGAACAGGAUUUGGUGGAGUUUUAUGAUGAGAUAUCCGAUCAGGACAUCAGCCAAUAUGACAGCAUACAACAGACAAUCAAAUUGAAGUUUAAGGAACAUGGAAUCGGUGAUUUCGAAAAAAUUACUGUCUUAUUUUGGAAUGCUUAUUCUUAUCUGAGAAUUACACCAGAAGUUGUGGAUAUAAGUCAUCCAUUCCUGUUCAUGAUAACCAACAAGGAUGGCAUACAAUUCUUUGGACAAGUGGUAAAAUGCUGA
Molecule: messenger RNA, 831 nt
Organism: Musca vetustissima
Lineage: Eukaryota; Metazoa; Arthropoda; Insecta; Diptera; Muscidae
Product: leukocyte elastase inhibitor-like
Exons: 3
Coding region: 1-831 (276 amino acids)
Molecular function (GO): serine-type endopeptidase inhibitor activity
Source: RefSeq, a predicted model, not a curated record